Molecule: messenger RNA, 3274 nt
Organism: Anoplopoma fimbria (sablefish)
Lineage: Eukaryota; Metazoa; Chordata; Actinopteri; Perciformes; Anoplopomatidae
Gene: bcar1
Product: BCAR1 scaffold protein, Cas family member
Exons: 8
Coding region: 397-3186 (929 amino acids)
Biological process (GO): cell surface receptor protein tyrosine kinase signaling pathway; cell migration
Cellular component (GO): plasma membrane; cytoplasm; focal adhesion
Molecular function (GO): protein binding
Source: RefSeq, a predicted model, not a curated record
GAGAGAGGGAGAUCAAGGGAGAAAGAAGGGGCGAGCGGGGUGGAGGUAAACGGAGCCAAGCAGCAGUCUCAUUCUUCCCGUGUGAGAUCACGGAGCGGGGCAGAAUGUGUCGGGAUCCGCUCGAGUCCUGAAAACAAGACCGAACAAGACAGAAGGGAGAGACACAGAGGAGGGGAGAAAAAGAAGAGAGGACGGAAGGACAUAGGAAGGAAUUAAGGAAGGAAAGAGGGCGGAGGAGGAGACCAGGAGGAGUUUUUCUGGGGAUCUUUUGGGAUCUACUCUCUGGCAAAAAAAAAAAAAAAAAAAGGAUUGAGUUGGCAAAGUGUCUCACAGGGGCUGAGCUACAGCCCUGCCCCCCCGGAGUUACCACAGCCGCCUCACUGCAGCAGGGACAAAAUGAACUAUCUGAACGUGCUGGCCAAGGCGCUGUACGAUAAUGUGGCGGAGUCUCCGGACGAGCUGUCCUUCCGUAAAGGCGACAUCAUGACGGUGUUGGAGCGCGACACGCAGGGCCUGGAUGGCUGGUGGCUCUGCUCCCUCCACGGUCGCCAAGGCAUCGUCCCCGGCAACCGCCUCAAGAUACUGGUCGGCAUGUACGACAGCAAGCAGCAGCAACAGGCCGGGCCUUCCACGCCGGAGUCGGCUGCUUCCUGUCCCUCCUCCCAGGCGCAGCGGCCCCUCCCCCCUCUGAGCGCCUACUCCAAACCGACACCGUCUUCGGGGUCCGCCGCCAUCGCUACUUCCUCCUCUGGGUAUCCCAUCAAGCCCCUCCACUCGACACAGUACACGUCUAUGCAUCCGGCCUACUCCAGCCCCGCCCAGCCAAACCCUGAGUCCAUCUACAUGAUGCCCCCCUCCCACGGACCCAAACCAAGUCCACAAAGUCUCUACCAGAUCCCUUCCGGCCCAGGCGGACUCCCUCCAGGACCCCCCAGCAAGGCCCCUCUUCUAGCCCAGAGACAAUACCAGCUCCCUGGGCAGGACAUCUACCAGGUGCCCCCCUCUGUUGGCCCAGUGCCAGGCCAGGGAGUGGCCCAAACCGGAGGGACCGGAGUUGGGCAGGAUGUGUACCAGGUGCCCCCCUCUCUCGAUAAGAGGAACUGGGAGAGCGGCAACAAGCCACUGGGCAAGGUGGUGGUCCCUACUCGGGUCGGACAGGUGUAUGUGUACGACACAGUCAAACCGGAUCAAGACGAAUACGACAUCCCACCCAGACACCAGCCUCCGACCCAGCAUGACAUCUAUGAUGUACCGCCCACCCGCCAGCAGUACAACACACAGGUGUAUGACACUCCUCCCAUGGUGAUGAAGGGGCCCUCUAGUGGUCAGGAUAUAUAUGACACUCCAGCGAGCUCGGACAAGAACACACAGCAGAUGGUCUAUGACUUCCCCCCAUCCGUCAGCAAAGACGUCCCGGACUCUCAGCCAAUCAGAGAGGAGACCUACGACGUGCCGCCCCACUUUGCCAAACUCAAGCCGGUCCCCGCCCUCCCGGGUCAUUACUCCCAUAGCAACGAGGACGACGACGAGCCGCCGAUACCUGAGGACGUGUACGACGUCCCGCCCCCCAUCCUGACCGACAAGCGUUACCGCGGUGACAGGGGCGGAGUCGGCCAGCCCCCACAGGAGAUCUACGACAUCCCCGCCAGCCUACGGACUGGAGGCCACGCCGCCCAGGACGUCUACGACUUCCCCCGGGAGCGAGAGGAGAAAGGAGAGAGGGGAGACCACAAUAUCUACGAUGUCCCACCACAGGUUGUGCGUGACGCCCAGUCCACCAGUGAGGAGAUCGCCUUGUCCUUCAAGCGGCUGUCCGCCUCCAGCACAGGAAGCACACGGAGCAACCACUCCGCUUCAUCCUUGGACAUGGUCCCCGUCCGCGACACCUCCUCACUUCCUGCCUCUGGCUCCGUUUCUGGGAAACCCCUCAUCUUAGACCUGGAGCAGGCCAUGGAGCGUCUGUCCCGCCUCCAGCAGGCUGUCGAGUCCAGCGUUUCCCUCAUGAUGUCCUUCAUCACGGGUAACUGGAGAAGCCCCGCCCACCUAGAAGGGAACCUCCCUGCCAUACAUCAAGCCGCUGACCGGGUACGCUCCACCGUGCGGGACUUCCUGGAAUUUGCCCGGGGCGCCGUGGCAAACUCCGGCCAGGCCACGGACCGAUCCUUGCAGACCAAGCUGGGCCGUCAGGUGGGGAAGAUGGAGGAGGUCUUCCAGAGUUUGAUCCGACACAGUCAGAGCUUGGACACCGUCUCCUGGUCGCACACCGCGCUCGCGGCACCGCCGCCGGGAGGGGACGACCUGGAUCGGCUAAUCAUGACGGCGCGAGGCAUCCCCGACGACGCCAAGCAGCUCGCCUCCUUCCUCCAUGGCAACGCCUCGCUGCUCUUCAAACGGACCACCCGGCAGCAGCAGCAGCUGCCUCUUCCUCCAAUCCCGGGAGAUAUGGGCGGUCACAUGACGGGAUCAGGAAGUGGGAGCUAUCAGGGAGGGGAGAGGGUGCACAUUCAGUCACGGCCCCUCCCCUCUCCACCAAAGUUUACAGCUGCAGAGGAAGAGGAAGGUUCGGACAGGCCGUAUGAGACCACAGAGGAAGGCUGGAUGGAGGACUACGACUACGUACAUUUACAGGGAAAAGAAGAGUUUGAGAAGAACCAAAGACAGCUGCUGGAGAAAGGCAACAUCAUCAGACACAAGACACAACUGGAGCAGCAGCAGAUUAAACAGUUUGAGCGGCUCGAGCAGGAAGUCAGCCGGCCGAUCAACAACGACAUGACGGGCUGGGUCCCGUCCCCUCACCACCCUCCGGCCAACCAGCAGGGCCAGAACGGCUCCGGGGGCCCCCCCUGCUCCAAGCUGUGCCACGGCGACCGGCAGCUCCUCCUCUUUUACCAGGAGCAGUGCGAGCAGAACGUCACCGCGGUGACCAACGCCAUCGACGCCUUCUUCACCGCCAUCAACUCCAACCAGCCGCCCAAGAUCUUCGUGGCGCACAGCAAGUUCGUCAUCCUCAGCGCACACAAGCUGGUGUUCAUCGGCGACACGCUGUCGCGCCAAGCCAAGUCGCCCGACGUGAGGACGCACGUGGCCCAGAGCAGCAACGCCCUCUGUGAAAAACUCAAGGACAUCGUGGUCAGCACGAAGACGGCGGCGCUCCAGUAUCCCUCCCCGGAGCGGCCAGGGAGAUGACUGAGAGGGUGAGGGAGCUGGCAGGGUGCACGCAGCAGUUCAGGAUGGUGCUGGGACAGCUGCUGGUCAUGUAGUAGGGGGAGGGGGC